Molecule: messenger RNA, 1773 nt
Organism: Coffea arabica (coffee)
Lineage: Eukaryota; Viridiplantae; Streptophyta; Magnoliopsida; Gentianales; Rubiaceae
Source: RefSeq, a predicted model, not a curated record
AUGUCUCUGAAAGAUAUGGUUAAGUUAUUGGCUGAUAGCACUUGUCAAAUGCGGCAGGAGUCGCAGAGAUUUGAACAGGAAACUCGGGCGAGCAUUAGAAAUUUGGAGGUACAAAUGUCGCAAUUGGCAUCUUCAAUGAGCAAUUUUGAGAGUGGUAAAGGGAAGUUACCAUCUCAGGUAAUUCCUAAUUCGAAGGAGAAUGCAAGUGCAAUGAUUCUACGAAGUGGAAAGGAGGUGCAAUCCUUAAAAUCGAAAGCAGCAAGAAAUGGAGAUGAACAAGUGGCCGAGGAGCCCGAAAAAGAGAAGGUAAGGACUCCACCACCCAUUCCUAAGACAUUCGACAUAAACGCCCCUUUUCCUGACAGGUUUGCUAAAACAAAGAAAGAGGAGUCGGAGAAGGAGAUUCUGGACACCUUUCGGAACGUGGAAAUUAACAUUUCAUUGCUAGAGGCGAUUAAGCAAUUACCAAAGUAUGCAAUGCUUCUGAAAGGGUUGUGCACUAACCGGAACAAGCUGAAUCUCCAAGACAAGGUAAGGGUAGGUGAAAAUGUGUCUGCAGUCCUCCAAAGAAAGUUACCACAAAAAUGCAAAGAUCCAGGUAUGUUCACAAUACCAUGCAUCAUAGGCCAGAAAAGGAUAGAAAAAGGUAUGUUUGAUCUGAGAGCGUCUAUCAAUGUUAUGCCUAUGUUUAUCUUUAAGGCCUUGAAUUUAGGACCUCUAAAAGAGACGAGGGUAAUAAUUCAACUAGCAGACAGAUCCAAUGUCUACCCCGAGGGUGUAGUUGAGGAUGUCUUAGUAAAGGUUAAUGAGUUUAUCUUCCCUGCUAAUUUUUACAUCGUUGACACGAAUGAUGAUCACUCAGUUAACUCGGCCGUACUUCUUCUGGGUAGACCAUUCAUGAGUACUGCUAGGACCAAAAUAGAUGUGCAUAAAGGUACACUGUCUGUAGAGUUUGACGGGGAAACGAUUACAUUUAAUAUUUUUGAUGCAAUGAAGUACCCGGAUGAUACUGAAUCUGUUAACUAUGCUGGUAUAACUAAUUCCAUUGUCCAAGAUCAUCUUGAGCAAAAUUUUAGGGAGGACAAGCUGGAAUUUGUGCUACAGCAAAGUAAGACGAAUACAAACAUGGAAAGUGAGGAUGAGAAGGAUACUAUAGAAGCCAUUAUGUCACUACACUCGCUUCCUGCGCUUCUCGACAGGUCAAUAGACUCAUUCCUACCAUUGCCUACUUCUAAUAAAAGAAUUUUACCUUCUGUGGAACAGGCUCCCGAGCUGGAAUUGAAGGAGUUGCCGACACAUUUGAAGUAUGCCUACCUUGGAGGUCACAACACCCUGCCGGUCAUCAUCGCAAAUGAUUUGACCGCGGUACAAGAGGAAAAACUCCUAAGGAUUUUGCGGGAGUAUAAACCAGCAAUCGGAUGGACGUUGGCAGAUAUUAAAGGUAUCAAUCCAUCCGUAUGCAUGCAUCAAAUUCGCCUUGAACCAGAGGCAAAAUCGGUGACAGAGCGACAGAGAAAGCUCAACCCGGCCAUAAAGGAGGUGGUGAUGAAGGAGAUUCUCAAGCUUUUAGAGUUAGGACUAAUUUUUCCUAUCUCUGAUAGUGAAUGGGUGAGCCUAGUUCAUGUCGUCCCUAAGAAAACCGGCAUCACCCUUGUGAGGAAUGAGAAGAACGAGUUGGUGCCAAUGAGACUCCAAAAUGGAUGGAGAAUGUGUAUCGACUUUAGAAAGUUGAAUGCGGCAACAAGGAAAGAUCACUUCCAUUACCAUUCAUAG